AUGGAUAGGAGUACUUUUUACAAAUUAUGUGAUUUGCUUAAAAAUCAUGGUGGUUUGAAGGAGUCAAAAAAUAUGUUUGCUGAAGAGAGGGUUGCAAUAUUCUUAAACAUAUUGGGCCAUGAUCAAAAGCAAAGGUGUGUUUUGCGAUUGCACAACAUCCUAUUGAAAACUUCUGAACCUAUCCCUGAGGAUAGCAAUGAUGAGAGAUGGAAGUGGUUUAAGAAUUGUCUAGGAGCUUUAGAUGGAACAUUCAUUGACUUGAGAGUUCGAGAGGUUGACAAGCCUCGGUACCAAACAAGAAAAGGUGACAUUUCAACUAAUGAAGGCUCUGCAGCUGAUAAUAGAAUCCUAAAGGAUGCCCUUCUAAGAACUCAUCCAAUUAAGAUUCCUCGUGGAACUUAUUACCUAGUUGAUGUUAGAUAUACAAAUGGAGAAGGCUUUUUGGCACCAUAUAGGGGGUCAAAGAUGAGAUGGACAAUACUUCACAAUUCUAGCUUCUAUGAACCUGAAACACAUGCAAAUAUUAUAUCUGCAUGGUGUCUUCUCCAUAACCUUAUUCGUAGAGAAAUGAUGUUUGAUCCACUUGAGCCUUUGCUAGAUACUGAUUAUGGAAGACAAUUUAUGAAUGAAGAUGAUGAUGGAGACAAUAUCGAUUUAGUUGAAUUAUCUAUUGCUUGGACCCUUUGGAGAGACAAUCUUGCUCAUCAAAUGUUUGAAAAUUGGCGGCUUGGUAGGGGAGCACAAUCAACUACAACUUAA
Messenger RNA from Amaranthus tricolor (Joseph's coat), 759 nucleotides. RefSeq lists its product as uncharacterized. The transcript has 6 exons. The record is from RefSeq and is a predicted model, not a curated record. Lineage: Eukaryota; Viridiplantae; Streptophyta; Magnoliopsida; Caryophyllales; Amaranthaceae. Bases 1 to 759 code for a protein of 252 amino acids.